GUUAGGACAUAUUAAGCGGGUGCUACAGUAAUCUGGGUGACCGGCGUUGUGAAAUCUAUUUCCGUUAUGAUUAUAGUUCGGAGAUUCUCUACACUGGCUGCGGGGAAUCCUCUUCCACAAUAAAUACAGAAACUAAGAAAUGUAUUGAAGUUGGAGCGGCUUUUUCAGUCAGUCUGCAAAGUACAACCGAGAAAGAGAGAGAGAGAGACAGAGAGAGAGAGACAGCCAUGAGGAAAGGGGGCUUCAGCUCAAAGCUCAAGCUUACUAUUCCGUCCGAUGAAACUCCGGUCACUGGAUUCUUAACUCAAAGCGGCACGUUCAAAGAUGGGGAUCUGCUAGUCAACAAAGAUGGAGUUCGAAUUCUCUCUCGAAACGAGGAUGUACCGCCAACCCUUAUAAAGGCAUCAGACAACCAAUUGACCUUAGCUGACAUUGAUGUAAUUAAAGUGAUUGGAAGGGGUAAUGGAGGGAUUGUGCAGCUUGUGCAACACAAGUGGACUGGCCAAUUUUUUGCUCUGAAGGUUAUACCAAUGAAUAUCCAGGAGCCUAUUCGCAAACAGAUUGCACAGGAAUUGAAGAUUAAUCAGUCAGCCCAGUGUCCAUAUGUUGUCGUAUGUUACCAGUCAUUCUAUGACAAUGGUGUGAUAUCAAUUGUUUUGGAAUACAUGGAUGGUGGUUCUCUUGCAGAUUUUCUAAAGAAAGUCAAAACAAUUCCAGAGUCAUAUCUUGCUGCCAUCAGUAAGCAGGUGCUGAUUGGUUUGUUCUAUCUUCAUCAUGACAAGCAUAUAAUUCAUAGGGACUUGAAACCUUCUAAUUUGCUAAUAAAUCAUAUGGGAGCAGUCAAGAUAACUGAUUUUGGUGUGAGUACCAUAAAGGAAAGCACCUCUGGCCAGGCAAAUACCUUUGUUGGCACUUACAACUAUAUGUCUCCAGAGAGAAUCAGUGGAGGUGUAUACAGCUACAAAAGUGAUAUUUGGAGCUUGGGAUUAGUUUUACUAGAGUGUGCAACAGGAAAAUUUCCAUAUUCCUCUCCAGAAGAUGAAGGAUGGGAUAACUUUUAUGAGCUUAUGGAAGCAAUUGUGGACCAACCAGCACCUUGUGCACCUUCUGAUCAGUUUUCUCCAGAGUUCUGCUCUUUUAUUUCGGCAUGUGUACGGAAAGACCCAAAAGAUAGACAGUCAGCACGUGAACUAAUGGAACAUCCUUUCAUCAGCAUGUAUGAAGACUUAAAUACUGAUCUUGCUGCUUACUUCACCAAUGCUGGGUCUCCCCUUGCGACAUUUUGAUCAUUUUCUUUCUGAUUGUGAGUGUGCUGCUGCGGCAGGUAUGGGAGUGUUGAAUAAAAUGGGGAAAGAAUUACCUAGUCAAAAGAAAGAAUGGGUUCAGUUUCUUGAGUACCAGCAAGAUAUGAGAAUUCAAUGUCUGAAAAUUGAAGUUAGCAGGACUGGUGGACUAAAAUUGAAGUUAGCAAGGACUGGUGGACAUCUUUCAAAUGAAUCCGAAGCUAUUACUUGAAAGUUCAUUAUUUGUAUUUUAUAUCUGAAAAGGUUCAAGCAUAUAUGCUAUCUUGUGAACCUGGAAUCCAUGCAAUUGAGUGAGGUUGAGUCAUCCACAUGGUACCCAAGAAUCAUAUUCCUGGUAUUAAAGUUUGCUGGAUGACUUUUCUCAGUA
This is a messenger RNA of Macadamia integrifolia, 1671 nucleotides long. RefSeq names its product mitogen-activated protein kinase kinase 2. Gene Ontology annotation, biological process: protein phosphorylation. Lineage: Eukaryota; Viridiplantae; Streptophyta; Magnoliopsida; Proteales; Proteaceae. Bases 228 to 1286 code for a protein of 352 amino acids. The record is from RefSeq and is a predicted model, not a curated record. Gene Ontology annotation, cellular component: cytoplasm. Gene Ontology annotation, molecular function: protein serine/threonine kinase activity; ATP binding. The transcript is spliced from 9 exons.